AUGGCCAAGGCUGAUAAGACGAUAGAAACACCUAUUUCGAAACAUGAUCUUCACGAUGCUCAAACGUUGAAUGAAGCUACAACGAGGUCGGCCAAGAACAACAGUCAAUACAGAAAUAAAGCGCGAGACAUGAAUAAGGUACAGGUCAAGACAGAGCCCGGUACGGAGCCUGGUACGGCCGGUACAGGGAACAAAGAAGAUAAUAGCCUUAACAGCGAAGAGUCUAGUGAUAGUGGGACGGAGGGUGAACAUGAUAGUGAUUUUAAAUGUUCAGAAGAUGAGAGCGAAAUAAAACCCAGAGUUGCCAAAACUCCGGCCAAGAAGCCCUCACGAAAUCGAGCCGCGCCAGCAAAAACUGCUCAAGCUAUAAACAAGGAAGCAUCUAAGAGACCGAAAACAAUAAACGCUAGUUCCGGAUCGGAUUUGUUUGCCAGUCUCACUCAUCUAAUGUUUGGUGGAUUUAGUGACGGUGGGCCGCCAGCUCCGGCAAUGCCCGAGAUUAAUGCGCAUACGCACCAGAAGCAGUUUGUGUUAUUAAGAGAUAGUAUUCCGAAGGGAGCAGACACUCGUCGAACCAAGACCCAGCAUCGGGAUCUCAGGGAAGCGGCGAAGCUGUUCGGAUACAAGAAAGUGAAGGCAACGUCUGGAAAUUGGCUGCUGCAGGGGAUGGAAACUCCUCUUUACGGAUAUCAACUAACUGCAGCAGCUUGGAUGCUGAAGAGAGUGUGCGAUAGAGCGCAGCCAUUUGGUGGAAUGAUUGCUGAUGAAAUGGGGAUUGGCAAAACCAUUACAAGCCUGGCUUGCGUCGUAGGGAAUCCGCCGGAAGCUGAAGACUUGAAAACUUAUACCAAGGGCACAUUGGUCAUUGUACCAAACGUUAGCAUUGCGAACCAAUGGCGGGAGGAGGUUAAGAAGCAUUGCAGCGAUGACUUCGGAAAGACUGUCAUGAUACAUCAGUCAAAAAAUCAGGCACCAGCCGUAUCAUACCAAAAUCUAAUGAUAGUUAUUACAACCACGAACGAAGUCCUAGCGUACUAUCGAAGGCUUCAAAGUGGCAAGAAACACGAAGACGAAGUACUUGGUUUCAAUUGGUACAGGAUCAUUUUAGACGAGGCGCAUAGCAUCAAGAACUUGAAGAGUCUUACCAAGCAGUCUAUGUGCACUUUAAAGGCGAAACACCGUUGGGCCCUAACUGGAACACCCCUCUCAAACUCUGCUACUGGAUUUGAGGUAGAAGAGCGUAAAAAGUGCUUUGCCAAAGAGUAUAUGGACAAGAACAAAGCAAAUAAGAAGCUUGAGGCUCUCAUUUCUAGCUUCAUGUAUCGAAGAACCCAACGUGACACGUUUCUUGGUCACCAGAUUGUCCCUAUUCCUCGCAGUGAGACGCACGACAUUUGGGUUCCCCUGACAGUUGAAGAAGAAGCCAUCUACAUAUUUAUGAAAAAGCUGUCUUCAAGCGACAUGACUGAAUCCGAUGAUGAACAAGAUAAAAUUGAAUCCGAGAAAGAAGUGGUACAACAACAACAAAGAAAGAGGCAUAUGUCCUUGAGACGUCUAAUUUCACAUCCGUAUAACAUCGAGAGACUUUUGCGCAAUUUUGAAGAGGCCGCCCAAAUCCAGGAACUUCGCGAUAGUAUACGGCAAGUUACGGGCACUCAAACAGUUCUUCAACAAAUUCUUUCUCAAAAUGAGGCAAAAUCAAGCUUGGAAAGAUAUAAAUCGGGGCUUACUCAAAUGAGAACUUAUACUAAUACCGCAUUCGGGGGCAUCUUUAAGUUCGACGAACACCUUGCAGCCGUUCAGGACGAACUGAAGCUCAAGGAUAUGGAAUGCAUCAAGUGCCAGUCAUCUGACCUGGAAAUGCCAAUGAUAAUACCAAAGUGCGAUCAUAUUUACUGUGGCCAUUGUUAUGACCAAAUAAUACAAUCCACGAGGCUCUGCAAAACGCCAAACGAGGUUCCAUUAACUUGCGUUGCAGAUGGAUGUAAUAUGCCUUUCGAAUCUGCUAAAAAGCUGAAGACAAUGUCAGCCGAGGUGGACGAGGCGCUAAAACUUGGAAACUAUCCUGAUACAGACGAUAAUAAGGUCACCCUGGCACGAAAGAAGGACCAAAUUGGUUUCUUCAUCUCCAGCUAUACCACUCCAGGUCUUUCGAUGGUACCAAACUCCCGAUUGACGACUGCAAUGACCGUGUUGUUAAGCUGGCGAGCCGACUAUCCGGACGACAAGAUCAUCGUGUUUACUCUGAAUGUGACUACCGCCAAAGUGCUGGGGAGUAUGCUCAAGCAUGCCCGUAUUGGAUUUGUAUAUUAUUUCGGAAGCAUGGGCGACAAAAAGAAGAAGAAAGCUUUAGAGAUGUUCAAGAAAUCUCCAACUACAAACGUCUUUCUCUCAGGCCUAAUGGCGGGCGGGCAAUCACUGAACAUUACCUGCGCUAAUCGAAUCAUUAUUAUCGACCCGUGGUGGAAUGUGACGUCCGAGCUCCAAGCAGCAGGACGUACUAGCCGUAUCGGACAGACAAAGAAAUGUUAUGUUGUGCGAAUAUUCACAUCAGCAGCGACGGAUGCACGGGUAGCAGAGCUGCAGAAAUCCAAGAGCGAGGAGGUUGACCAUGCCCUGCAGGACGACGGCCACGUACCUCAAGAACUAGACUACCAAGAACGCCUCGAACUCUUUGAAAGAACUCGGGGUUGA
Molecule: messenger RNA, 2694 nt
Organism: Metarhizium robertsii ARSEF 23
Lineage: Eukaryota; Fungi; Ascomycota; Sordariomycetes; Hypocreales; Clavicipitaceae
Exons: 12
Coding region: 1-2694 (897 amino acids)
Molecular function (GO): ATP binding; ATP-dependent chromatin remodeler activity
Source: RefSeq, a predicted model, not a curated record